Messenger RNA from Acanthopagrus latus (yellowfin seabream), 9290 nucleotides. RefSeq names its product nck-associated protein 5-like. NCBI's taxonomy places the organism in Eukaryota, Metazoa, Chordata, Actinopteri, Spariformes, Sparidae. Gene Ontology annotation, cellular component: microtubule plus-end. Gene Ontology annotation, biological process: microtubule depolymerization; microtubule bundle formation. The record is from RefSeq and is a predicted model, not a curated record. The transcript is spliced from 14 exons. Bases 563 to 4825 code for a protein of 1420 amino acids.
GUGAGCAUCAGAGAAAGACAGAAAUAGAGCGAUAAAGCAGUGAAUUAGGCAGAGGCAGAGCGAGGAGGAGGAGGCACACGGAGAGUCCUUCGCUGAGGCACUGAUGCUUCGUGCAGACAUUGUGACUGCUCGGUCUCGUCGUGCGUGGAUGUGAGGACCUUGUGGAUUUGAAUCUCUGUGGAAUUCAUUACAUCUGGAUCCAAAACGGAGAGGAUGCGAGCGCGGCUGGAUGCUGGGAUCCAUGUGGGCCUGUGACGUCUACCUUCUUCCCCAUCAGGAUGGCUCCAGCGGCACUGACCCAGAUUGUGGAGUCGUGGCUCCUGGCUGCUCGCUGCCCCUCGGGUGGUCUGUGAAUGUGAUGCGGACGAGGCGUGCUGCACACCUCGCCGGAGACCGCUCAGCCCGCUGCCUCUGCUGACAUCUGUCUCCGUGGAUACACGCAGCGACCGGCAGGCUACGCCAUCGACGCUGAUCCAUAAUAAUAAUCCCCCAGCUGGAGAACAAACAACAUCUGGGCGUGGAGAGACGGGAGAGGGCGAAGUCUCAGCAGGGUGGGCGGCAGAUGGUGACACUGCAGCAGCACUUCUCCAGCAUGGAGGAGACGGUGCGAACGCUUCUACAAAACCAGGACUCUCUGGAGGGGCCCAAGGUGGACCCACUGGACCUCAUGAAAGCAUACAAGGACAAACUCCUGGAGGAGAUGUGGAAGCAGCAGGACAGUCUGGAGGGUCCCACGGCCACAGCGGCAGAGAGGCCCGCCUCGCCGGAGGCUGGCGGCGGUGGAGGAGGGUCAGAAGAAAACUCAAAGGACAGCAAUCCCCUGCUAGAGCGACUCCGAGCCCUGGAGGCGGAGAACUCGGCGCUGUCGAUGGAGAAUGACAAUCAGAGGAAGCAGUACGAGCGCUGUCUGGACGAGGUGGCGAACCAGGUGGUCCAGGCCCUCCUCACGCAGAAGGACUUGAAGGAGGAGUGUGUGAAGCUGCGGACCCGCGUGUUUGACUUGGAGCAGCAGAACCGCAUCCUGAGCGUGCUGUUUCAACAACGUGUCAAGAUGUCCACGAUCCCCGUCUCCCAGGAGGUCCAAAGGAAUGGAAAAGCGGGAAUUCCUGCAGGAAGGUGGCCCAGCCUGCUGAGUCUAACAUGUCCACGCAGUAGUGGUAGUGGCAGCAGCAGUGAAUUGUCCCUAUCCAGUGCUUGUAGCGAGUACUCCAGUGGCUCCCAUACUUGGGCAGAGGGACGUGGGUCCUCCAAGCAGAGUGCGACGAGCCGGGACAAAAGGAUGAGUGCUGGUUCGGUAUCCAGCAACCACUCUGCACACAUCGAGACAGAACUGGGAUGGAAGGAGGGCCACAUCCUAAAAGGCCUGAAGCGUCUCCAAAUGAGUGGCUCAAAAGAGGCAUCCUCGCUUGCAUCUGUACCACACUGCAAAGAUUGUAUGACCUCCAAUGAGGGCAUAUACUCUUUUGGUGUCAAGUUUGGCCUACAGGGGAGUACAGCCAAGCAAGUAGCCCCAACAAGUAAACCCUUCAAGGGCAGUGCAGGGGUUGCUGGCCUAGACUCUGAUGAUGCAGAUGAUGAAUCACCUAAAUUGCAAAGUAGGGAAUCCAGUGACCACCCAACAAAAGAGCUUCUUUGCCUGGAGAAACUGGAUGUCACAAGGGAUGAUGACAACAAUUUUCAAGAAGUCCCUGUAAAACUUGAAGGGAAUUCUGCUCAUUUCCCCUCUCCUGUCACAGACAACUUUGUAUUUUUGGAGGGCCCUACUGUAAAACCUGGUGUAAGCCCAACAGAUAGCCUUACACAUCUGGAAGAGAAAAAAGACUCUCUAGAAAAACUCAAGCCUUCAGGCUUGAAGUUAAGUGACAGAAACAACAACCAGGAAAGGUCAACUGACCGUAAAUCCAGACUUGAUCAUGUAAAGAGACAACAGGGUAGACUUUCAAUCAAGGAUGCUGAAACAGGGACAAGUGAUGUGAGCUCUUCUAUUCCGCAUUCUGCAACAAGAGCUCUGAGCUGUGAGAGUGUGACCCGACAGCGUAGCUCCUCAAUGGAGGUUCCUCAUCGUAGAGACCAGGCAAUUCAAGCUGGAAGCGAAAGCCAGAAUUACACAAUCUCAGAAUAUUCGCAGAGGAAACCAAAACCUCAGCCUUGUGAGUCGGCCAGAAAGGCUUUCAUCCUGCGGAGCAAGAGUGCCGAUGGAGGACCGGAACAACAGAAGCAUACACACUCUCCUCUCCACCAAAAGCUUAUUAAGGGUCACAGGCCCAAAGGACAGUCAAACCCUUCUGGGCAGAGUGUUCCUAACAAAAGGACAAACCUCAGUAAAACACAUGAUCCAAGCAAGGGAGCACUGUCUAAAGUUGAGAAAGAUGAGAACAGUGUGCUAUCAACAAGUUCCAAGUCUCUCAAGAGUGUGCAACAACGCUCUCCACUUGCUUCCCCAGUGAAGAAUGCCAAGACAUUCAAACCUCAAAUGAUCAAUGAAUCCUCAAAGAGCCCGACAAAGCCACCGUUGCAAAUCACCAGACAUCAAUCAAGCAGCGACUCUGUGGAAGAGAGCAUCUAUGACAACUUGCCCUGCUCUCCACGAAAACAACGACGCCAAGACCAGCACUGUGAUGCUUCCCGUUCAGAAGUUAGGUCCCCAUCGCCGCCACUACCCCCCGGUCGAACUUCUUCUCUUUUUCUCAGACCCAGUUCUGAUAUCCUACCCAAAGGACAUACGUCUACAGGUCAGGCUCAAAGCUCUACUACUGGGAAGAUGACAUCAAUCACAACCAAGCAACAAUCCAGUCUUUCUUCUGUUUUACAACCUCAAACAGCCAACACAACAAAAGACAAUCAAAUGGGUGCGGAAGGUAAGGCAGUGAGAGACAUUCCUGCCAAAGUCUACCAUGCCCAUCCAUCUAAAAUACCAUCUGUCCCGGUUCAAGAGUCGCAACCUUCUGAGUCAGUACAGUUAUCUAUGGACAGAGCUGCCAUAUGCCAUGAAUGCCAUGAUGGUGUACCUUGUAUAUUGCCAAGUCAGAGCAUCUUACAAAGAUCCCAGCAGAGCAUCAGUGAGCCAAAACUCUCAGAAGUCUUACCUCAGACUUACGCCAAUGUUUACUACCACGGUAUACCCAACAAUCUUCAGAGUUCCACCUCAAGAGCUAUAAAAAUGGCUCUUCCUGUGAAUGCCAAAUCUCAUGAGGCAAUCUCAGGACAGGACACCUUCCUAGUUUUUGGAAGACAGAACAAAGAUGAUGCUACAGCUAAAAGUGUCCAGACCUUUCAGACUUUCACAUGUGAUCCGCAGAUGAUGCAUGAAUGUGCUGCCAAUGACAAAGCCCGCAGAAAGAUUGAAACUCGCUGUAACUCGUUGGAUUCUGAGCCCUCGGUUCAACCCGUUGCAUCAGACAGCGGUGUGAUGUUAGAUUGGGGUUACGACGAGGAAGGAUGGCUGUUUAAAAGGUCUGUGUCUGUGUCAACCAGACCUCCCCUGAAGCCGGUAAUGGGCAUGAAUGGGGCCAAGGCUCGUAGCCAGAGUUUUGGUGCCCGCUACAUGGACAGACCGAGCUUCAACAGAGCUGGAAAGGUCCGUACCCAGAUCAAAACACACUCAGGGAGCUCCUUGAACUCUCUUAGCGACGUCCUCCCGGGAAGUAUGAGUUGCUCCAGUAGCUACCAUUGCCCAAUGAAUCGAUCCCUUUUGAACAACUUCUUGAUUGAAGAGGGUCUGACAGUUCCCUCACAAUUGGGGUCCUCCAGCGAGAGACUUCAAAGUCUUAAACUACAACGAGAGCAGGCUAGGCGCCUUCAGAUUGAACAGCAGUUUUCAAGCGCCUUUGGAGAGCCAGUUUCUGAAGAACCAGAGAGACAAAGUACCAUAACCACAAUUGAAGAGAAGGUGAUGCUCGGCAUAGAGGAAAACUUGCAUAAGACUCAGGAACAGGAGAGAAGCGUUGAAGUGAAGCAAAAAUCUGGCUCAACUCUGGCAAAUUGGUUUGGUUUUCGUAAGAGUAAGCUUCCGGCUCCGAGCAGCAAAAAGACUGAUCCGCCAAAAGGAAAAGAGGAGAAGAGGGAGCAAAAGAUUACAUCUCUUCUGGGUGGAAAGCAGACAAAGUUGGACAAAAAGAGAGACAGAAGAAAAAGCGAUGGAAAAGACUGCUCUGUGGGGAGAAGAGAGUCUCAUGAUGCAGUGCGGGCAUGCAUCUCAAUGCCCUGUCCAGGAAUGUCCCUGAAUGACAUACAAGGACAUUCUGACAUCAUCGGGGACCCAAAGAUGCAGAUGGGGAACCUGAGAGCUGACAGUGAAAACGGAUCCACAGUGAAGAGCCCCAACCAGGACUCUGUAAUAGGCUUCGGCUGCAAGAUGCGAACGUUGGACAGUGGGAUCGGGACCAUCCCGCUUCCUGAAUCCUGUUCCUUCUUCUCCUCCAUCCUGCACCUCCUCCCCAAAUCCUCAUCAACCCCAGAACAGUCCCUCAGUCCUCCCAGUGUCCCCGGUUCCUCCAGCGAGGACGUGUCUCCUUCCCCAUUACCCCGGUGGAGGAUACCCUCCAGCUUUAAGGACAGCAGCCAUGCGGGGGUGCCGAACUCCCUGUCCGACUCCUCCAUGACCCAUGUCCAGUCAGUGCCUUUCCCCACUGUGGCCUUCCUCCAGCCCAUCCAACCCCAGUCUCAACCCAUAGUGACCUCUGCCAGUGUGUGUGACACCCAGAGCAGGCUACCCAGAGCACCACCAGGUGGAUUGGAACCAAAGAAGAUGACCUAUGUCAAAUCGAAAACACGAACCGCUCCGAGCCAACAGAAAGAACAGACAAGACUGCAGCUUGCCAACUAGUUUAUGAAGCCGAAUGCGUCAACGUGAAUGGAGGAAUCAGGCAAUCAGCGGGAUUUAUCACUGAACACACACACGGAUCAUCCCUAAAUCCCACCGUCUGCACGCUGAGUCUGUGCAUCAGGAUGAAACUGGAAAACAAGCCAGCUCGGCGAGCCAGGCUUCCACCUGCGCUCAGUGUAGUGUUGAGAUACUGAGUAGCCUUUCAGGUGUAGUAAUGAACCUUCUGGCAGCCAUUUUGGAGGUCUGCAGCUCGUUGGCAUCAGCUGUGAGCUGCUGAUGGAAUUUGUCUAAAUGUAGCUACGACUCUGCUGUCGCACAGGACAGCAGGUGAACACACAUGCUCAUUUUCUCUGCUGGUUGUUUUUUUUGUUUGUUUGUUUGUUUUCCUUUCUCUCACCGUGGAGAAAAAAAACAACUCCACAAACAGAAAAGUGACAGAUUUGUUUGUUCGUGUGUUUCUUUGUUUUAACAGCAUCAGGUGAACCACUGUAGCACCUCCACGGCUACCUGAAGUCAUCAUCAUCAUCUUAUGAACAUAUCUAAUAAAAAGCUAACACAUAGGCCCAGUUUAACGUUACAUUAACAUUACCAUGACAUAAUCAUACCCGUUAGCUAACGAAGCUAACUGCGCUCAAGCUGCUGGACAACCAGUACAUGAAAACAGCUUCCUGUGUUUCACUGACCUCAUCACAACAACUUCAAAACUAAUUUGUGAAAUAAAUCGAUCUGCUGUUGCAGCCGCCAUCACUUACAGGAUAUUUCUCAAAUCACAACUCAAACACUGUUUUGCACUACAGUGAUAAAACCCUGUCACCUACAAAUGACAUCCACAAACACAGGAAAUAUUUGGGCUCUUGGAUUAUUUUUAUCAACCAAACAAAAUAAAACCUGUUGUCCCUCUGGUGAGAACAGAAAGAUUACUAGUUUUGGUUAUAACUCAAAGCACGGUGUAGGAAACAUGGUCGUCUUAAAGGUUAAAUAUUGGGCCAAUGGUUCCACGGCUAACUGAGCCAUGAGCUAACUGGCUAACGGUCGCUAGCUAGCAUAAAAGAAAGCUCGCUCUUGCUGGCAGUAUUCAACAAAUCAUAUCUUUACGUCAAGUUGAAGUUUAUAAGUAGCAUUAUUAAGGACUCAUUAUGCAGAACGGCUCCUUCCACAGUAUGAGAAAAUCACAUUAUUCUGUUUUUAUCAAUAAAUACACGUAAGAGCGUUUUAAUGUUGGAAGUUUAUCAGUGUGGAGCAGAUUUUAGAAACCACAGUACUGGAUGAUAGAUCAGCAGUAUUAAACUGCAUCAUAUCAUAUUCCCAUAUUGUGUUUUUAAUGUAAAAGAAACUAAUAACUACAGCUGUGAAGAAAUAUAUGAAAUAUCAUGGAAGUAUAAAUUAGCAUAUAAAAUGGUGGACAGCGCUUGAGUAAAUAUACAUUCUGCCACUGGCUUUAUGUUGUUAUUUGACACAAUUAAGGAUUUUUUUUUUCUGCUUUUGUUAAUUAAAUGUUUUCACUUUGGGGCAAAACGAAUAUAAAACACAACAAUACAUGUAGCUACAAAACAGUAUCGCCUUAAAAAUCUUAGCAAACAGACACGUAGCAACAUUAGCUUCCAAUUUGACAAAUACAACGUUCAAAGUUUUCUUUUUAUCUCUGUUUUGGUCUCCACCAACGCUUCCGCUGUCGACAACAUGAACUGGUGUCGCCUCCUGUGUGGCUGCGUCCAAAACCAGAGGACGUUAAAAAUCAUCCUUUAACUCCAUUUUUAUCAUCAGAUAUACUGAUUAAUGCAGGUAUGAACGUUUAAAUACCACCAGACCUCCAUAAUGGCACCGGGUCACUUUCAGAGACUGAGACACCUCCACAGAAAAAUCCUGCUGAACAAAGAUUAUUUAACCGUGUUCAUUUUGAGAUGUUCAUGUGAAGAUCUGUUUCUGUCUCAACGUACUUCGUCUCUAAAAACUACAAUAACUAUGUCGGUAAUUUAUCUCUGGAGCAAAUCAUCCGAUGGAAACGUAUGAAGCUGAGACUACAGACUUCCAUCCUUCUGUACAGCACUUACUACUGAUCGCCAUUCAUGAGCUCUGUACCUGACUGAGUAAUGUGAUUCUUUAACGUGUGCACUAUCUUGUUGGAAACUGUUUGGUUUUUUUUUUUAUAAUUGUCACAAUGUUAAUAUGCAUGCGACGACCCUCUGGCUCACUCUAACCACAGAAAUACACCUGGAAUUCAAACGUAUGAAGAGUUUCACCACAAGAGGUGGAAAAUACUGAGUUUAUAAUCUGUCUGUUAAAGGGGGAUUCCAGUAUUUAUAAACUUGGACUUUAUAUUUAUGUAUUUAAUGUUUGUUUUGUGUGUAAAUGAUCCAUAUUUAUCUGAUUUUUUUUAGAUCUCCUGAGCUUUUAGCUGCUACAGGGCUCCAGUGUUCUCGUUUGUGGCACUGCGACCAUCACUGAAAGUGUCUGACAGGCUGAGUUUUGGAUUCUAAGUGUCUGAAAACAUUGUGGACACAGUUCCUGAGGAGAUGGAGCUUUUUUAAAACAUAGUAAUGUAGGUCUUUCUCAGGAAACUCAGAAGAGGUGAGGAGAGUUUUUGCAGGAAGACGACGAUGAAGACGUCAGAGAGUUGGAGAGAGGAGUUUAAAGUUGAUGCAAGCUUGGCUGAAUAUUUAACAAUAUUGUUUUGACCAUUUAACUUCUCCUUGAAUGAGAUGUGUUUCUCAUUACAGAAAGGAUCUUAUUAUUCAACCCAACUGCCAGAUUGAAUGUUAGCUAAGUAUUUUUCUGUAAAUCUAAAGAUAAGUUCAAGCUAACUUUGUGCAACUUGACUAAUUCUCUGGUUAGGUUUAGACACAAAAAACACUUGGUUGGGUUCACAAGAGAAUCAUGAUUUGAUUAAAAAAUCGCCACAAAUCUCCAAAAUUCUCCUUCCAACACCUGGUUCUGUCACCUCAGAUGUGGCUGGACCUUCUGAGAAAAAACCUGGACGUAUGUUUGGUUUGCAGGGACGUUAACAGCUAACAUUAUAUCCUGGCGACUGUAUUAUUAUUAUUAUUAUUAUGUUAUGAAACAAACAGGUCUAUCUCCACAGGAAUCAUUCCUGUAAUGUCAGACAUUUAAAAUUUAAUUCUCAGCCUGUCAGUGACAAAAACAAACACUUUACGUGGACGUAACAUUGUUGCCCCAAAGGAUUACACUGCAGCCAUGUUGUAUACGUAAAUAUGAGGCCCAGGUUUAAAAAUACUCUUUUUAAUGAAGGUGUUUUGUUUAUAUGAACCAUCGUGACUCUGACGCCUGUCGUCUUGUACUGAAACUCUUCACACGUGACCUGCAUUUAAUUCACGUGUCCACAGUUAUGACAUCGAGACAAAGCAGUGAGUUUUGCAUGUGACCUUAGUUAUAAAGCACCUGCUGUAGUCGGCACAUUGUAGACAUUGUUGUGCUAUAGCUCAGGGAAAAUACCAUUAAUUGUCUCUGAUCGACGCUGUGGAUUUAAAAAAAAAAACAAAACAAAACAACAUUUCACCAGAUUUCACCGUAACAGUUUGAGUAUAUUUACCUGAACUCUUGUCUGGUUUUUCGUCUGUACAUUUAACUGUAAGAUAUCUCACCACGGUUGCUCGGUUUCUCUCUCUCUCUCUCUCUCUCUCUCUAUUACGUAUGCUGUGUCCUAUUAAUAGUAACGUUUUUUGGUGUUUUGAAUGCAUCCCGGCAUAUUUGACGGUUUUAGCUGCUUCGCUGUGUUUUCUCCCCUCCUCACAACCUUCGUCGGCUCCUUACGCCUUUUCAUGUGUAGAUAUUUUUUGCCAAAAUCUUUGUGUAUUGCCAAACACAGCUCUGAGCUAAUCACACACACACACAGAAAAUGAAUGCAACUGAAUCUACAUAUCAGACUCAUCAUGGUGACUAUAGCCAUAUUCUAGACAGUUUAGCGUGAUGUAGAACAUAAGGAGCACCGUCAUGUUGCACAAUAUCAUCAGUCACCUUUGCAUUGUAUUUACCUCCUCUUUAAAUCUUUACUGCUACACACGUAUGUUGAUAAUUAAAGUGGCGUUCACGACCUAAAGCAACACGCGGGUUUAAUAAACGAUGUAGCGUUGGCGGCGAGGCGUUAACGGAUCAGGGAACAGAUUGGCGGUAUUGAUACGGGUAGAUGGAGCAUGGCGUCUGUGUUUUUAAAAACGACUCACUCUCACAAGAGUAUUGUAUUUUUUUAACAUUUAAUCUAAACGCCCUGUAUUUGUACUCAGCACUGAUGAGUGUAAUUUACCAUUUAUUGCACAUAUUGUUACUCACUCUUACAGUAAUCCUCCUUCUAAAUGUCUUUUUUUUUUUUUUCAGAACCCAAUAAUAACAGUGAUGUUCUCGUGUGACGGUCACCUUAACAGUUCGAUCUGAGAAUUGUAUAUUACUGAUAUUCUUUGUUUUAUGUAAAAGAAGAAAGAAAAAAAUAAACUAUUUCAAUACUUAUACAACA